UGCGUCGGGAGCACCGUGGCCUCGGAAACAGAUCGUUGGACGUAUUGAUCGAGCGUCGCAGUGACGUCACGGCGCCGGGUCAAGAUGGCGAUGCUGUGGCUGAUGCUAGUGGGUUUUGUGGUCACCUGUGACUGUCGUCCUGGGCAGAUCGGGGACCUCGACGACGAAUUCUACUUGGAGGUACGAGACCUCCUCAGCAAACAUGCGGCCCACCAGGCCCCCGUCAGCGCCCCUCGCCGCCCCCGUGAAGUGGUGGGAUGGCCACGACCCCUGCCUCAUCUUGGUCAGGUGACCGGGGUGGCCGUCAAUUCGCGCGGCCAGCCUGUCGUCUUCCACAGGGGGCCGAGAGUCUGGGACGCAAGCUGUUUUAACGCCAGCCACGACUUCCAGCACGUUGCUGAGGGCCCCAUAGCUGUAUCGACAGUUCUGACGCUGGACCCCGAAAGUGGAGCCGUGGUCAGCGAUUGGGGCAGUAACCUGUUCUACAUGCCGCAUGGCAUCACGGUGGACGCCGAAGAUAACAUCUGGGUGACGGACGUCGCGCUCCAUCAGGUGUUUAAGUUCCGGCCAGGGGAAACGCGACCCGCCUUGACCUUGGGCCAGCGGUUCCGUCCAGGCGGUGGAUGGACGCGCCUCUGCCAGCCGACGGCGGUGGCGGUGGCGACGUCGGGGCAGGUGUUCGUGGCUGACGGGUACUGCAACCACAGGGUGCUGACGUUCAGUCAGCGGGGUCGCCUCUUGCGUCUGAUUCCUCUGCCGUCAGAAUUCCUGUCGCUUCAAGUGCCGCACGGCCUGGCCCUGAUGGAGACCCUAGACCUGCUGUGUAUAGCGGACCGUGAGAACAUGAGGGUAGUAUGUCCCCGCGCUGGCCUCGUGCCCUACGCCAGCGUCCAGCCCGUCAGCAUCCAGGCGCCCGAUUUGGGAAGGGUAUUCGGGGUGGCGGCAGCAGGGGGUGUGGUGUACGCUGUGAAUGGGCCGACGUCGCCUCAGAUCCCCGUGAGGGGCUUCACGCUGGACCCGAGCUCCGAAACCGCAAUAGACCGUUGGGGCCCCUCAGCGGGGUUCCACAACCCGCACGGCAUUGCAAUAUGCCCCAAUGGUACGACAAUGUACGUCACAGAGAUCGGCCCCAAUAAGGUGUGGAAGUUCUCUCUUGUCAGCGGAGAGAGCGUGUAACAAAUGCGACGGCCACCUCAGUAUCCGGACUUCAGAUCCUUAAGAAACUUCAUCAGCCAUCCUACCCCUCGACGCUGCAUGAUUCAGCUAGUGAUGGCGUCGCAAACUGGCCCACAAACAAGAUACUAUUAUUUAUGAACUGCAGCGCCUCAGCCCAUUGUGCAGAGCAACACAUACCUCUCCGUUACACACAACAAUGUAAUGUGGGAUUUUCCUGUAGAGACCCGCGGGGGUAGCUGUGAACCUAUCAUGUAGUGGCAUAGCCAGACUAUUGUGUUGUCUGAUACAUCUGAACAAAUAAAUAUAUUUUAGUCACCACUA
This is a messenger RNA of Cryptotermes secundus, 1497 nucleotides long. It is a transcript of the gene Pal2, whose product is annotated as peptidyl-alpha-hydroxyglycine alpha-amidating lyase 2. Gene Ontology annotation, biological process: peptide metabolic process. The transcript is spliced from 8 exons. The coding region runs from base 85 to 1176 and encodes 363 amino acids. The record is from RefSeq and is a predicted model, not a curated record. Gene Ontology annotation, molecular function: catalytic activity; protein binding. NCBI's taxonomy places the organism in Eukaryota, Metazoa, Arthropoda, Insecta, Blattodea, Kalotermitidae. Gene Ontology annotation, cellular component: extracellular region; membrane.